Phaedon cochleariae (mustard beetle) is the source of this 4209-nucleotide messenger RNA. The record is from the annotation of a GenBank genome assembly. Lineage: Eukaryota; Metazoa; Arthropoda; Insecta; Coleoptera; Chrysomelidae.
UUUGUAAACACGCUAUCAGUCAUUUCGCGACUAGCUUGAGCCAGUAUUCUCAGGAAAUAAAUGAGUAAGAGGUGCGUAACACGUCCACCGUUCGAUACUAUGAAGUAGGUGACUUGGAAAUAAUUCGCAAGCAUGGAUUCCAACAAAAAACACUUGAAUCCAUCUCCAGAAAUCAAGGCGAACAUUUUAUCCAGAUUAUUUUUUUGCUGGGUUCUACCAUUCUUAACUUAUGGCUACAAGAAGGAUCUAGAAGUCAAAGAUAUCUACAAUACGACCAAUUCAGAUCUGUCUGGCCCUUUGGGAGAUAAAUUAGAAGAGAACUGGAAAUAUGAAGUGGACAGGGCUAGAAGCAACAAACAAAAACCUAGUUUGAAACGUGCCAUAUUCAAAACGUUCUGGAGAUCUUAUGCUGUAUACGGAUUCUAUUUUUUUAUACAGAUUAUAUUUUUGAGAUCAUUUCAACCGAUAGUCCUAUCUGAAUUUAUCGCUUUCUUCAAAACAACAGAAGUACAGAAUUAUAAUUUCGGAUUAUGGACUGUAGGUAAACGAACCUAUGGUUAUCUACUAGCAAUGGCUAGCAUAGUUUUGGCUUUUUUGAUCAUGUUGAUUUACCAUCAGACCAGUUUGGGAUGUCAAAGAGUUGGUAUGAGAGUCAGAAUAGCAUGUUGCUCUUUAAUCUAUAGAAAAAUUCUGAAGCUGAGUCAAUGCUCUAUAGGCCAGACAGCAUCGGGCCAGGUGGUCAACUUGAUGUCAAAUGACGUCCAACGUUUCGACACUGCUUCUCUCUACCUUCAUUAUAUUUGGGUCAUUCCUAUAAUGUAUGCUUCAGCAUUCUACAUAAUGUACAAUAUAAUCGGUGUAGCUGCCUUAGUACCGAUGCUCGCUAUGAUCAUACAAUCAGUACCGCUACAAGGCUACUUGUCUAGAGUCCAAGGUGUCCUCAGAUUCAAAAUAGCCCUAAGAACUGAUCACAGGGUCAAACUGAUGAGUGAAAUAGUCUCGGGCAUUCAAGUCAUAAAAAUGUACGGUUGGGAGAAACCGUUUGAGAAAUUGGUCGAACUAUCUCGAAAACUCGAAAUCAAGUUCAUUUCCAAAACGUCCUAUAUUAGAGCGAUUUCAUUGGCACUGAUGGUCUACACCGAACGUUUCGUCUUGUACAUGACCUUACUCGCCUACGUUUUCAUUGGACACCAAUUGACAAGUGACGUAGUCUUUUCUAUGUCCCAAUUCAUCAAUAUCAUCCAGCUCUACACUUGCAUCAUGUUUCCGUUUGCUCUAUCUUAUUAUGCCGAAGCCAAGGUCACCCUAAAAAGAAUUCGAGAUUUUUUGAUACUGGAAGAGAACCCCAUCCAUGUCACAAACAGGCAGAUAACUGCUGGAGAUGAGGCAGGACUUGUGACAGCUGUCAAAGCGAGUGCCAGUUGGUUGCCUAAUCCUGUAGUCAGAACUCUUACUGAUCUCAACUUCAGAAUAGAAUCUGGUACUCUAUGUUGUGUAGUAGGGGAUGUAGGAUCAGGAAAGAGUUCUUUGCUCCAAAUGCUUCUCAGAGAGUUGCCUUUGGUGGCAGGAACUUUAGAAACGAAAGGAAGAAUCUCCUAUGCUUCGCAAGAACCAUGGUUGUUCGUUUCUAGUGUGAGAAACAACAUACUAUUUGGGCAACCAUACGUGAAAAACAGAUAUAACGAUGUAGUAAAAGUUUGUGCCCUAGCAAGAGAUUUCAAGCAAUUUCUGCAUGGUGAUAAGACCCUAGUAGGUGAAAGAGGGGUAUCUCUAAGUGGUGGUCAAAGAGCUAGAAUCAAUUUGGCCAGAGCAGUCUACGUUGAUGCUGAUAUCUACCUUUUCGACGACCCACUAUCAGCUGUCGACACGCAUGUUGGCAAACAUCUUUUCGAGCAGUGUAUCAAAGGUUAUCUGGAGAAGACAACCAGGAUCUUGGCGACACAUCAGUUACAAUUCCUCAAACAAGCAGAUAUGAUCAUUGUUCUGAAGAACGGUAGGAUAGAGAGCAUUGGUAGCUAUCAAGAUCUACCAGAAGACUUACUGAAAAAUAUGAAAACAGAGUCAGAAGAAGAAUCUAAAGAGAAGCAUGAAAUAGAACAUUCGCAAUUAUUAGAGCGAUCAAUGACAGUUCCCUCUAUAGCUAGUUCUAUGGCAGAAUUAGAUAAUGAAGAUCAACAAGAAACCCAAGAACUUAUAGAAAAAGGAAGUCUAUCAGCGUCCUUGUACGUAGAAUACUACAAAAAUGGUGCCAGCAUUUGUAUGCUUUUAUUCACUGCAUUUUUAUUCAUACUAGCACAAGUAGCUUCGAAUGGUUGCGACCUCUGGGUAACACAUUGGACCAAUGAAGAAGAAAAUAAAUUUAAUAACACCAAUAGAAUCGUCUUCAAGAGAGAUAAAGGCACUGAUAUGCUACAGCCAGUUCAUAAUUCGACUUUCAGAGAAGGGAAUUUCGAACCUAUUGAGUUAUUACCCUCACAAGAGUAUUACAUUAUAGUCUACAGUAUUUUUAUUGCAGUAUCUAUCCUUCUCACGAAUAUGAGAUCUAUCAUGUUCUUCAAAGUGUGCAUGAAUGCCUGUAAAGGACUCCACAAUAAAAUGUUUAGUAAUGUCCUCAAAGCCCCAAUGAGGUUCUUCGACACGAACCCCUCAGGAAGGAUUUUGAACAGGUUUUCCAAAGAUAUUGGAGCAAUGGAUGAAAUUUUACCGAAAGCAUCACUUGAAGCUGUCCAGGUUCUUUUGGUCAUGGCUGGUAUCCUCGGAAUGGUCUUCAUUGUAUCAUACUGGAUGAUACUAGUGUCUGUAAUCCUUGGGGUGCUAUUUUACUAUUUCAGAAUCGUGUAUCUUGCCAGUGCUCAAGACAUCAAGAGGAUAGAGGGUAUCACUAAGGCGCCUAUAUUCUCGCACGUAUCAGCUACUCUUUAUGGCAUAUCUACCAUCAGAUCUUCCGGAGCUGAAGAGAUGAUAGUACAAGAAUUUGAUACCCUCCAAGAUCAACAUACAGGAUGCUGGUUUCUAUUUCUGGCUUGCAGUGGUGCAUUUGGUUUCUAUCUGGAUUGUAUCAGCACGGCUUUCUUAUUUGUGUUAACCUUUCAGUUUCUGAUUCUCGACACAGGAGCUAAUGCUACUGGCAACAUUGGUCUUGCGAUCAGCAGCAGUAUGAUACUGAUAGGCAUGCUCCAAUUGGGGGUUAGGCAAACCACUGAGGUAACUUCUAACAUGACGAGUGUUGAGAGGGUCAUGCAGUAUACUAGAAUGCAAAAGGAAGAAGAACUCAAUGUAGCGGCAAACACCAAACCAAGUAAUUGGCCUAGUGCUGGAAAAAUCAUAUUCAAAAAUACUUAUUUGAGGUACUGUAUUGACGACCCACCAGUGUUAAAGAACUUAAGUAUGAUUAUAAAACCCGGAGAGAAGGUUGGUAUAGUUGGGAGAACAGGCGCCGGAAAAUCAACGUUGAUAGCUUCCUUGUUCAGGCUAGCUCCGAUCGAAGGGACUAUAGCUAUUGAUGAUGUAGACACCUCCAUAGUCGAUCUGGAAUACUUGAGAUCCAACAUAUCGAUCAUUCCACAGGAACCUAUACUGUUCUCAGCUAGUAUUCGAUACAAUUUGGAUCCUUUCAAUAGUGCUGAUGAUGAUGUUAUCUGGAAGGCUCUAGCAGAUGUUGAAUUAAAAGGGGCCAUAGAUAGUCUUGCCCAGAUGGUCAGCGAAGGUGGUUCCAAUUUCAGCGCUGGGCAACGACAACUGAUUUGUCUUGCCAGGGCUAUUAUCAGGAAUAAUAAAGUCCUUGUGAUGGAUGAAGCUACAGCAAACGUAGAUCCCACCACUGACUCCUUGAUCCAGAAGACGAUCAGAGAUAACUUCAAGGACUGUACCGUAUUAACCAUAGCCCAUCGAUUGAACACCAUCAUGGACUGUGAUAAAGUUUUAGUUAUGGACAGGGGAGAGGCAGUUGAGUUUGCUCCGCCCCACGAACUAUUACAAAUUCCAGAGGGUUAUUUUACGAAAAUGGUGGAACAAACUGGCUCAGUUAUGGAGGGACAUUUGAGAAAAAUUGCCGAUGACGCGUAUUUCAAAAAAGUAUUAUGAUUACCAUAGUUCCUUGAAUAAGAAUCUGUGAUUUUACCUCGGAUUUUACAACAUCGUGUUUUUGAUCUUUAGAUUGGUUUUUAAGAUGAAGAGUAUAUUCCGUGUAAUAAGAUGAAUUUCCAGAUG